CAUGCAGAGCUCGGGCGCAGGGAUGGACCAGCAGCUGGCUCAGCUUGUGGAAGACUUGACCACCUCUGGGGAACCACAGCUGGACCCAAAGAAGAUGAAAGCCCUCAAGAACAUCUGCAGAGGUGUCUACAAGCGAGGGUCAAAAAAUCAAGAGAGUGGCUACGUAGCUGCAGUGGAAGUACCACUUUCUUUUGCUACUCCUUGUGCGACAGUCCUGUUGCCACCUCUGUGGCUCAGACUGCUAAUGCAGCCUGUUAUUAACAGCAGCUGCUUGCAAUUACUGCAGGCUCGAGUCCCACCAGGCCCAAGGUUGACUCAGCCUUCCAUCCUUUAUAAGGGGUUCUGACGAGCACAUCAACCAUGUUUACCACCUGCUGAUGUCCCAGUUAAACCAAGAUCACGCCGAGAUCCGUCUUUCAGCCUUUCAGGUCGUGGAUCAGCUCUUCACUCGCUCGCACCUCUUCCGAACGCUGCUUAUUUCCAACUUCCAAGAAUUCUUGGAGCUGACGGUAGAGACCGACUACGAUCAGCCUCUCCCCCCGCCCACUGACGUAGCCCAGAAGCUUAAAAAAGCCGCCAUUAAAUCUGUACAAGAAUGGCAUGAAAAGUACGGGGAAGCCUACAAGAAGCUUUCCUUGGGAUAUUUCUUCUUAAAACAGAACAAGAAGGUAGAUUUUCAAGAUGUGCAUGCCAGAACAUUAGCAGAAAGAAAAAGAGAUGAAGAAAGGCAAAAACGAUUGGAUAAUAUUUACAAGGAUAAAGCCCAAAAAGUGGAAAAGGAAAUGAAAGAUACAUCUCCAGAAAUCCAGUCUGUGCUGACCGAGCUGGAGAGUUGUUUUCAACUGCUGGUUCCAGAUCCUUUGGCCUUCACCGUGGAUGAGGUUGAAACCACAGAUCGGAGGAGAGGCGAAGGGGGCCAAACAGCCCCCUGUGCUUCGGAACAGGUUGCAAACCAGCAAGGAGCUUUCAGGGAUCAGGAUCAACAGCCCUGUUGUAGCAAGGACCUCCCUGCUGUUUCUCCAGGGCCAAAAACUGAUCGGCGAGAUUCCGAUGGAGAAAUGGAGAAGGCCCACGGUCGAGAAGAUCCCUUAAAGCCCGAAUCGGCUUCUCUCGGCGUUAUGGGGGAUGAGGAUCCCGCAAUGUUUCUUCGCAGCCACGGGCUCGGCUCUUACAAAUACACCCUCAGUCUUGAAGUAUCUUCAGAUGUGAAACUGAGCGAGAAUGAAGACAAUGCAGCCAUCAUAAAUAAUCUUUCGGAUAGUUUUAAACUCAUAACGAAUAAAUAUUUGCCAUUGGUGCAGUCUUGGAUUCAGUUAUUCACCAGGGCUGGGAUAAGUGACGAUCGCCUGAGACAAGCCAUUGACUUUAAAAAUAGAUUGGAGACGGCUUUGGAGAAGACUAAAAAAAUGAACAUUGAUUUUAAAGAGAAGAAAAAGCGGAUGAAAAGUCAAAAUGAGGAUGAGGAUGAGGAUGAAGAUGACUUUGUGGAGGUGCCUGAGAAAGAGGGCUUCGAACCGCACAUCCCCCAUCACCUUCGGGAAGAAUAUGGCCUGGAACCUGAGUUGCCCACCAGGAAAAAUGUGGUAGGGACUGGAAAGAACAAAGCUGCCCCCAAGCCUCGGUUCUCAUCCACAUCCGUAAGAAAGGAGGAGGAGCUGGACCCCACCUGCGCUGCGGCGACCUGGAAAAUGAUCCGAGAUAAACUGCCUAGACUGCCAACUGCAGAGGACAGGGAUUGCAAACCAACAACAUCCAAGGAGGCCAACGGUCAACGCGAAGAAGAGAAAGCCAAAGCUCCCCUGGUACCUUUUGGGCUCGAUCUCUUCUACUGGGGCCAGGAGCAGCCAACGUCUGGAAAAAUUCUCCGGUUUUCCUCUCAGCAUCGCUUCUGGGCACCCAGUGAGGUGGAAGAAGAAGUAGAAAACAAAGAGAUUUCAGAGAUGCUCCAAAGCCGCUACAUCACCUACGCUGGCACCUUUGAACCCGUGAAGCACAAAUGCCGAGCCCCCAUGCCCAGCGGAGGCCUCUGCGAAAGGCAGGAUAGGUUUAAGUGCCCUUUCCAUGGAAAAAUCGUUCCUCGGGAUGAAUUGGGAAACCCUGUGAACCAGGAGGACCGAGAGAGAGAAGCGAAGAUGCAGUUUGAGAAGAAAGAAAAACAGCCAGAAUGGCGAGAUCCCGACUUCAUGAGAGAAGUGGAAGCUGCUACCGGCGUCGAUCUCGGCUCUUCUCAUUUCGACACAAAAGGAAAAGGAGGGAAAAAGAAAGGGAAGACAAAGAAGAAAUACCCCAACCUCACAGACCUAAAGCAGGAGGCGAACACGUCCCGUUCUCGCCUCGGGAAAAGAGUUUUCAACAAAAGCGCAGUGAAACGAGUCAUCAAAGCAAUGAAUCGAAUCGACCAAAGAAAACACGAAAAGUUUGCAAACCAGUUCAACUAUGCACUGAAUUGAACAUCAUCAAGAACAAGGCUAAGGAAAAUCCAUGGCGGUUUUGAGCUUCUUAUACAGCGUCAGUGUUUUUCAAAUGCGGCCAUUUUUAAGAUGGGUGGACUUCAACUCCCAGAAUUUCCCAGCCAGCUGGCUCGGGAAUUCUGGGAGUUGAAGUCCACUCAUCUUAAAAGUUGUAAGUUUGAAAAACACCAGCCAAUAUGUACAAAAACUGAAGGGGCUUCAAUUGAUUGACUAUCGCCCCCUUUUUAAAACUUCUUCCAAGGACACUUCUGUACAAUUCAGUAAUUGUACAUUGAUCGAAAUAGUCUCAUUAAUAUAAGCAUAUAUAUAUAUACACAUAUAUUUUCUGAGAUUUUCGCAGGUGUUUGUAUGUAGGUCUUUGGUUAUUUGGGUUUUCUCCCACGUAAAAUUGGAAGUGUCUUGGCGACGUUUCGACGAAGUCUCAUUCGUCAUCUUCAGGCUUCAGCUUUGUGUGCCUCUGGGAGCAAUGUGUGAUCGCAGCUGUUUCUUCCUUUUAACUGCUAGAGGGGGUUUGAACUGAUUGGGUGGGAGCUUGGCUGUGCUCUGAUUGGAUGAGGGUUUUUUUGUGCUCAGAUUGGCUGGGGGUGUGUCCUGUUUGGGUGGGGGCUUGGUUGUGCUCAGAUUAGUUUGAGUUGCAGGGGGAUUUAAUAACAAACAUUGACUUUCUUAAGAAAAAUACGGAGCUCAUCCUGAUAUGUUAAAAGACUUAGGAAUUAUAUAUAUGGCCAGGAAUAUAUUUAAGGUUCAUACUGUUGUGAAUAAAUUUUGUAACUUAAAUAUGCUCAAAUUUUUCCCCCUGGUGCAAAUUGAUUCUAUUGUGUAAGCAGAGGCGAUCUUAGAAAAGGUUACAAUCCUGACCGGGGGGGGAAAAAAUCUGAUUUCUACGUUUCUGAAAGUGUGAAAUGUUUUCCAUUAAAUAUAUCAGAAAGUUAAGAUAGGUAUUAUUGUACUUAUUAGGACAAUAUGAUCUAUUCUAGUCCCUCUUGCAUACAUGAAUUCUUAUAUGGUCGUAUCUAUGCAGAUUUUUGAGGCGUGGUGGCGCAGUGGUUGGAAUGCAGUAUUGCAGGCAAACUCUGCCCACAGUCAAGAGUUCGAUCCUAACUGACUCUAGGUUGACUCAGCCUUCUGUCCUUCCCAGGUUGGUAAAAUGAGGAACCAGAUUAUUGGGGAUAAUAGGCUGACUCUGUAAACUGCUUAGAGAGGGAUGUAAAGCACUGUGAAGCAGUAUAUAAGUCUAUGUGCUAUUGCUAAAUAUAUAUUUACGAAUUGUAUAUAGUUUAUCUUUUAACUGGGUGACUGCUUCUAACAAAAUUAGAAGACAUAUAAAAUCAUUUUAAAAAUAUGGAACUCAACCAAUGAAAAGAUUAAAAGUGAUAAAAACCUGGCGCCCAUCAAUUCUAAUGUGUGAUCAUCUCACCUUCUUUUUAAAUGUAAAUCUGAUCAAUCUUUAAAAUCUAAUCUUUGAUAUCAAAUAAGAUUUCCAAGUCUUAUGGCAGCUGGGUGGGUGACGAUCUGCAAAACUUCACAGGCAAGACUGUGGGGGCACAGGGCAGGUGCUGCCAUGGAGAAUUAUAAAUCAAAUGUUGGAUCACAAAGAAUCGAGAUUUUCAUAUUUGUAGUAUUUUUAAAUGCCGUAUAGUAAUUUAGUAAAUAGAGAUUGCAGGAAUUGGGGAUGUCUAGUUUAAUGAAAAGAAGGACCAAGGGGGGUAUCAUAGCAGUCUUCCGGAAUUUGAGGGGCUGCCACAAAGAAGAGGAGGGGGUCAACCUAUUCUCCAAAGCACCUGAAGGCAGGACAAGAAGCAACGGAUGGAAACUAUUCAAGGAGAGAAGCAACCUUGAAAUGAGAAAUUUCCUGACAAUAAGGACAGUCAACCUGUGGAACUGCCUGCCACCAGAAGUUGUGGGUGCUCCAACACUGGAGGUUUUUAGGAAGAGACUGGACAGCCAUGUGAUUGGGAUAGUAUAGAAUCUGCUGCUUGAGCAAAGGGUUGGACUAGAAGACCUCCAAGGCCCCUUCCAACUCUGUUCUUCUGUUAUUUUGAAAUGUGUUCAUAAAUGGUGGAGCUGUUUUGCAAGGGGGAGAAAUUGUUACUUUUGAAAUACGUUUAUCGGUCUUCAAUCGGGGGGAGACAAUCGAAGUGUAUCUUCGUUACUUUGUCUUUAUGCUGUUUUCUGAUUUUGUAUUUUUUUAAAUCUUUUUUUCUGCUUUCUUCUUUUGGAUUUUGUAUUUUAACUUUGGGAAAUAAAAUUUUAAAAAAAU
This is a messenger RNA of Ahaetulla prasina, 4731 nucleotides long. It is a transcript of the gene UVSSA, whose product is annotated as UV stimulated scaffold protein A. Gene Ontology annotation, molecular function: RNA polymerase II complex binding. The transcript has 15 exons. Bases 378 to 2450 code for a protein of 690 amino acids. The record is from RefSeq and is a predicted model, not a curated record. NCBI's taxonomy places the organism in Eukaryota, Metazoa, Chordata, Lepidosauria, Squamata, Colubridae. Gene Ontology annotation, cellular component: chromosome. Gene Ontology annotation, biological process: transcription-coupled nucleotide-excision repair; response to UV.